GUAAUGUAAUCUGUGAGCUGAUAUUAGUGUGUACUGGAAACAAAAAACAAGAAUACACAUUCUUUUCUUCUGGAUAAAGUUAAUUACAAAGUCUUAGCGACACUCAAAAACAAUACGCAAGACAAAGAACAAAGUUUGCAAACUAUCGCACACCGUAAACGUACGAAACGCGUUUUGCAAAAAGGCGCGAGCUUACCGGUACCAGAGUGAAGAAAAACACGUGCUCGUCUGUACGAAGUUAACGAUUAACAUCCAUCAUGCUCGACUUUGUUCAUUCAUUAAGGGCGCUGGCCAAAUUGGAGCAAGUCCACACGGAUAACCACGUAUUCAAACUGCAUUACAAGUUUACCGCAUGCAUUCUGCUCUUCUUCUCGUUGUUGCUCACCUCCAAGCAAUACUUCGGCGAUCCGAUCGACUGCAAAGUGGACAUCGCCGAGAAAUCUCAGGUGAACACUUUCUGCUGGACUCAUGGCACCUACAUCCUGCUUAAAACCCAGCAUAAAAAAUAUGGACUUUUGAGUGGCUUGGGAACUCCAGUACCUCCUGCUACACCUCAUGAUCAAAGAUAUCCGGCCACCAAGACCAACAACAAUGGUUUCAUUGUCCAGAAGUAUUACCAGUGGGUGUGCAUGUUCUUCUGCUUCCAGGCACUGCUAUUCUACAUUCCUCACUAUCUUUGGAAGACUUGGGAGGCUGGCAGGAUGAGACUGCUGGUGAAGGAUCUUGGUGGACCUCUGGUUACAUCCAACUGGAAUAACGAGAACAAGAUGCGGAUCGUGAACUAUUUGAUAUGUCGCAAAUAUGCUCACAAUUACUACACGCUCAGGUUCACUUUGUGUGAAAUUCUAAACUUUUGCAAUGUUUUCUUACAAAUCUUCCUCACGGAUUGGUUACUCUCUGGAUAUUUCAUCACUUAUGGCUAUGACCUGCUGGUACAAACCGAUAUCAAUCCAAUGACGCUGGUGUUCCCGAAGUUGGCGAAGUGCGAGUACCGCUUCUACGGCAUGAGCGGCAGCGAGCAGAACAGCGACGCAUUGUGCCUCCUGCCGUUGAACGUCGUCAAUGAGAAACUCUUCAUCUUCUUGUGGUUCUGGUUCCUGCUGUUGGCGAUUCUCUCAGCGUAUCAAAUGCUGUACCGUUCGUGCAUGUUAGUAUCGCGCACCAUUCGCGAGAAGAUGCUGCGCGCGCGCUGUCGCUACCUCAGCCAGAAGACGACUGAUAUUAUCAUCGACAACUUCUCCUACGGCGAUCUUUUCUUCCUUGACCUGUUGUCGAAGAACGUCAACCCGAUUAUCUACAAGGAGCUUAUCCUUGACAUCGCCAACGCCAUGGCCGACCGCCAUAUUGGUUUCGACCCUGAGGUCACCGCCAUUGUUGUCUAAGCGCAAAAUUUGCUACUUUUUCUCGUUUAAAUGUAUAACAAAUGUUACAUUAGUUCUAGGCAGUUAGUGUUCUUGAAAGCAGGAGUAAGUCUGUUCAUUUGACUUACCGACUGCUUUAAAGACAUGCAUAUUCUACGAUUCUCAUAUUUAUUUUCUAUUUGGAAUAACUAACGUAAUGAGAUCUCAGUUGUUUUGAGAUUGACUCUAGGUUUAGAUACAUUUCGAAUACGAUACGUAUUUUUAUAUGUUCGAGCGAACCAAGACUGAUCGAAUUACCUCACGUUAAAUGUGUUGCGAUUUCUUUGAUAUAUGCGAAGUUGUGAUUCUCAAAUCAUUCCAGUAUUAAUAU
Dalotia coriaria is the source of this 1731-nucleotide messenger RNA. Its product is annotated as innexin inx2-like. The transcript has 3 exons. NCBI's taxonomy places the organism in Eukaryota, Metazoa, Arthropoda, Insecta, Coleoptera, Staphylinidae. Gene Ontology annotation, cellular component: gap junction; plasma membrane. Gene Ontology annotation, molecular function: gap junction channel activity. The record is from RefSeq and is a predicted model, not a curated record. Gene Ontology annotation, biological process: phototransduction. The coding region runs from base 258 to 1382 and encodes 374 amino acids.